Molecule: messenger RNA, 378 nt
Organism: Laccaria bicolor S238N-H82
Lineage: Eukaryota; Fungi; Basidiomycota; Agaricomycetes; Agaricales; Hydnangiaceae
Exons: 4
Coding region: 1-378 (125 amino acids)
Source: RefSeq, a predicted model, not a curated record
AUGAAACAUAGAAAACUUGAGUUGCCAGAAGUCCUUGGAUUCCUAGAUCUCGAAGCUGAAGUAUCAGAGGCUGAGACCAACAAUCAGAAUGAUGGUGAUGAAGACGAUCUUAUUGACGACGAUGAAGACAUUGACAAGUCGAUUUCGGGAGAUGCGCACCGAAACCUUCUCCGUGAAGCGUUGAUGCUGUCUGAUGAUGACGCCUUUUGGGAAAGCUUUCUUGAGUGCGUCACGUCUCAUCAAGAUAUUGGGGAAGAUGUCCAAGAUAUCGGAAAGGUGUCUUUAUGGGCGGUGGUCAUCAAGCCUGGUUAUGAGGAGCAGAUAGUCUUUCGAAUCCAUCGGCGCCUCAUGGACAAGAGGUUUUCUGCACACUUAUGA